Pararge aegeria (speckled wood butterfly) is the source of this 1257-nucleotide messenger RNA. RefSeq lists its product as uncharacterized. NCBI's taxonomy places the organism in Eukaryota, Metazoa, Arthropoda, Insecta, Lepidoptera, Nymphalidae. The transcript has 2 exons. The record is from RefSeq and is a predicted model, not a curated record. Bases 1 to 1257 code for a protein of 418 amino acids.
AUGACACUGAAGGUAGUGCUCUUCGCCGUUUUUAUGAUAGUAUGCUUAAUUCAAACAUUACAUUGUACUUCAAUACGAAAAGUCGUAAAGAAGUCUGCCGGUGCAGGCGUUGGUGCUGUUCCGGAGGGUGGAACCGUGGGUAACGAAACCGCAGCAGGCGGAACUGCAGGUAGUGGAACGGGAUCUGGUGAAACUGGAGCUGGUGGAACAGGAGGUAGUGGAACUGGAGUUGGUGGAACUGGCGGUGGUGGAACUGGAGGUGGCGGAGUCACCCAGGGCGGCAAUCAGCCAUUAGGGAAUGACCAAAACCUGCUUAACCUGAUUAUCAACCUCCUUAAUAAUUUAUUGGGGAAUGGCAACAUCCAAUGUGGAAGUGGAGGUUGCGGACCCAUAGGAAAGGGAACCUUAGGUAACGAAACCAUAGGUAACGAAACCAUAGGUAACGGAACCGUAGGUGGUGGAACUGGAGAUGGUGGAGUCACCCAGUGCUGCAACCUGCUAGCCAUCGUUCUAGGAAAUAAUAACAACCUGAAUAACCUCCUUAACAACAUAUUAAGGGUUAUUAGCAACCUUCUUCAAAACUUGGGGCAAACCCUUUUAGGGAACAACAACAACACAGGUAACCUGCUCGGCAAUUUACUUGGGAACAUCAACAACCUGCUCCAAAACCUACUUGGUAACGGUAACAACCCCAAUAACAAUUCGGGUGGCAAUAACAACAACAACCUGAGUAACCCCCUUAAUGAUAUAUUAAGAGAUGUUGUCAACCUGCUCAAAAGCCUACUUGGGAAUGGCAACAACCCCAAUAACAAUUCGGGUGGCAAUAACAACAACCUGAGUAACCCCCUUAAUGAUAUAUUAAGAGAUGUUGUCAACCUGCUCAAAAGCCUACUUGGGAAUGGCAACAACCCCAAUAACAAUUCGGGUGACAAUAACAACAGCCUGAGUAACCCCCUUAAUGAUAUAUUAAGAGAUGUUGUCAACCUGGUCAAAAGCCUACUUGGGAAUGGCAACAACCCCAAUAACAAUUUGGGUGGCAAUAACAACAACCUGAGUAACCCCCUUAGUGAUUUAUUAAGAUAUGUUGGCAACCUGCUCAAAAGCCUACUUGGGAAUGGCAACAACCCCAAUAACAAUUUGGGUGGCAAUAACAACAACCUGAGUAACCCCCUUAACAAUUUACUUGGGGGCAUUGGCAACCUGCUCCAAAACGUGGUUAACGCCCUUAUAGGGAAUAAAUCAAAUUACAAUAGUUAG